ACUCGUGUGGAGAGGGAUCCGCUAUUGGUCCAAACAGGCGGUGACUGGACCGGGGUGAAAAUACUUGAAGGAUCUCACGAGAAAAUGUGAGAUUUUACCGAUUAUUGUUUACAUAGCAAAACAUGAGAACCGAACCAAAUCGAUUCGGGUUCAGCUGAAACGCUCCCGAAACCACUCCGGUUUCUCCCCUUGCAGCCGCUGAGCGGAGCGAACCCGAACUUUAGUGCGGAUCGCUGGAAAAGGACCCUAAUAACGAAGAAAAGAGGGGGUGAAGCUUUGAAGCUUUAAGACAUCAUCUUUUUUUUUUUUUUUAACCAGCUGGGGGAAAACACACGCAGAUUGUGGGUCUCCAUCGAAAUCCCACAGCGAGAAAAGAGAUGGGGAUUCCUUCCUGAGGACGGGAAGGCUGGUUCCGGGGGGGAGCCGAGGAGGGAACCCUCGCCGCUCCAACGGCUCUUUCUCCGGGGACACUUGCCAGGCGACACCGCGGCUGCGGAUGCGGCCUAACCGCUGCACACCAAAGCCAUGAUGGAAGAACUGCACAGCUUGGACCCCCGACGGCAGGAGCUGCUGGAGGCUCGCUUUACUGGGGUCGGUGUGGCUAAGGGCACCGGUCAGGGUCAAAAUGAGUCAUCCAAUCAAAGUUUAUGCAGUGUUGGUUCACUCAGUGACAAAGAGCUGGAGACGCCUGAGAAAAAGGCAAAUGACCAGAGAGUGAGAAAACGUAAAGCCGACCACUUCGACAGCCAGGGAAAAGCAGGAGCAAGAGGACAUAAAAUUAGUGAUUAUUUUGAGUUUGCGGGAGGUAGCGGCCCUGGCACCAGCCCUGCCAGGGGAAUGCCUCCAGUGGUCCGCUCUUCCCCACAACACUCUCUCUCCAACCCUCCUGUCACGGUCCAGCAGGGAAGUCCCUCCUCCAUGUGCUCGGUCAACGCAGAGCUCUCCUCCAGUUCAAUGAAGCCCGUUCCUCUUCACGUGUUCCACAAAGCCACGCAGUCUGACCUUACUAUAGAGAAACUAACAGCAAUGGAGAACAACAAGAACUCCGACCUGGAGAAGAAGGAGGGCCGAAUAGACGAUUUGCUGCGGGCAAACUGUGAUCUCAGAAGACAAAUCGAUGAACAGCAGAGGAUGCUGGAGCGAUAUAAAGAACGUUUAAAUAAGUGUGUCACUAUGUCCAAGAAGCUCCUGAUAGAAAAAUCCAAACAGGAGAAGAUGGCGUGCCGGGAUAAAAGUAUGCAGGACAGGCUUCGACUAGGCCACUUUACCACAGUUAGACAUGGAGCAUCUUUCACGGAGCAGUGGACGGAUGGAUACGCCUUCCAAAAUCUUAUCAAACAACAAGAGAGGAUCAACUCUCAACGAGAGGACAUUGAAAGGCAGAGGAAGCUGCUGGCCAAACGCAAGCCGCCUUCCAUGGCCCAGACUCCACCACCAAGCCUGGAGCAAAACAAACGCAAAACCAAGACCAAUGGAGCAGAAAGCGAAGCAUUAUCACAGGCAGAGUAUCACGAGCAGGAGGAAAUCUUUAAACUGAGACUGGGACAUCUCAAGAAGGAGGAGGCUGAGAUCCAGGCAGAGUUGGAGAGAUUGGAGCGAGUACGAAACCUACACAUACGUGAGCUGAAAAGGAUCCACAACGAGGAUAAUUCCCAAUUCAAAGAUCACCCUACGCUAAAUGACAGAUACUUGCUGCUCCAUUUACUUGGGCGGGGAGGUUUCAGUGAAGUUUACAAGGCUUUUGACUUAACAGAGCAAAGGUAUGUUGCAGUAAAAAUCCACCAAUUAAACAAGAACUGGAGGGACGAGAAGAAAGAAAAUUAUCACAAACAUGCGUGCAGAGAAUAUAGAAUCCAUAAAGAGCUGGACCAUCCACGAAUAGUUAAACUCUAUGACUACUUUUCACUCGACACUGACUCGUUCUGCACAGUCCUGGAGUACUGCGAGGGCAACGACCUGGACUUCUACCUGAAGCAGCACAAGCUCAUGUCGGAGAAAGAGGGACGUUCCAUCAUCAUGCAGAUAGUCAACGCCCUCAAGUACCUGAACGAGAUCAGACCGCCCAUUAUCCACUAUGACCUUAAACCCGGUAACAUCCUGCUUGUUAACGGCACUGCCUGUGGAGAAAUUAAGAUCACAGACUUUGGCUUGUCCAAGAUCAUGGAUGACGACAGCUACAACUCAGUGGACGGGAUGGAGCUGACUUCGCAGGGGGCAGGAACAUACUGGUACCUCCCCCCUGAGUGUUUCGUGGUGGGUAAGGAGCCACCAAAAAUCUCCAACAAAGUAGACGUGUGGUCUGUGGGAGUUAUUUUCUACCAGUGUUUGUACGGCCGCAAGCCCUUUGGCCACAACCAGUCCCAGCAGGACAUCCUGCAGGAGAACACAAUUCUGAAGGCCACGGAUGUUCAGUUUCCUCCUAAACCUGUAGUCACACCUGAAGCUAAGGCCUUUAUAAGGCGCUGUCUAGUCUACCGUAAGGAGGACCGCAUCGAUGUGCACCAGCUGGCCAGCGAUCCCUUCCUAAUGCCCCACAUCCGCAAGUCAGUGGCCUCGUCCAGCAGCGCAGGGAUGGCCAUGGCCUCCACAUCCAGCUCCUCCAACAGCAGCGCUUCAAACUGAGACCACACGCCGAAGUGACUGACUAAAUACAUUGAAAGGGUGGGAUGGGGCGGGGCCGCCGUCACGCCGCCUCCCCUCUCCCAGCUCCAUCCCACCACGCCAGGAAGAGCUCAAGGGAAAGUGGUCAGAUGGCAGCGAGGGGUGGGUGAGAAGUCGAGGGUUGGGAAGGAGACGGUGGCCCUCCGUCCCGCUGAUGCCCAUCCACCCCGGCCCAGCUGGCCUGCUUUCUCAAAAGAGUGCCAUUGUUCCGGGGGUCAAAGCCCUGGACCACUCGCAUUACGAAGGGAGGGGUGGGAGGGGCAAAGUUUUGGCACAAUGUUGAUGAAAAGUGGCGUUCAGUGUUUCAGAUUUUAAUUUUUUUUUUUGGUUCUUUUUCUGCUUCAAAAAAAAAAAAAGAGAAAAUAAAAUGAAGUAUAAAACUGCUUCAGCUUGGCCAGAUGGAAGGGACUGGGGAAAGCCUCAUACUCGUACGCGCACUCAGACACACACCCAUGCAUGAGCCAUUUGGGUCCAAGUUAGUCAGAACUCCCCGAGCUCAAACAUGUUUGUUCGUUCUCAUCUUUGAAGCUAAGAGAGAGGGCUAGUUUGGUCUGGUAUUGUACUGAACCCUAAACACCUACGGCACAAUUUCAUCCAGCUUGAUGUUCUGGAACUGCACCGUUUAAAUUCCACCUCCCCCCCCACAUAGUUUGUGACGAGGAGGGACCGAAGUAACCAUCUCAUCCAGCCCCCUCCUUCCCCCCCGUCCUCGUCCAACUCCUGUGACCAAAGCUUUUAACUUCCAGCUGGUGGCGGUGUUCCACCUCAGUUUUUAUAAUGAACGGUUUUAGAGUUGUUAUACUUGACAUGGAGUGGGAGCUGCUGAGAAAUGACCCAUUUUUCAAAAAAGAAAACACAAAAAAGACAAAAAAAAACUGUUCAAUUUCACCAGUCUUUGGGGACUCUGUUGUUUUCAAGUUGCCUUUAAUUAGAAUUGUUACUGUUUUGAUUGCCCCCUCCUACUUCCCUGUCCAUAAACACACAUAUUUAUUUAGCUAUGUUUGAAUUUAUUUUUGGCCAAUAAAAUGCAAGGGACUGGUUUACAUAAAAGUACUGUUGGGGGAGUUUGGGCUUUAGCAGAAAGUCACAUAAACCAUUAAAUACUAUUGGUUAAAAUGUGUUUGUUGGCCUGGGCUCAUUGUGACUGGAUUUUGCGUCACCGUUUGUUUUUUCUUUGAUUUACAGUGCAGCUGAAAAUGUAUUCAUGAGCGUUUUGUCUGUACUUGGCAGUUUAUUGUGUUUUUCUUCAUAUAUUUGAUUUCACUAAAGA
Molecule: messenger RNA, 3931 nt
Organism: Cololabis saira (Pacific saury)
Lineage: Eukaryota; Metazoa; Chordata; Actinopteri; Beloniformes; Belonidae
Gene: tlk2
Product: tousled-like kinase 2
Exons: 21
Coding region: 526-2622 (698 amino acids)
Biological process (GO): chromosome segregation; peptidyl-serine phosphorylation; intracellular signal transduction
Cellular component (GO): nucleus
Molecular function (GO): protein serine/threonine kinase activity; ATP binding
Source: RefSeq, a predicted model, not a curated record